CGUGUGUGUGUCUGUGAAUCUGCGCGUGCAACCUCACAAAAAGUCUUCGCGAUCUCUUCUUGCCUCCUUGUUUUUACAAUCGACCUUUUCUAUACUCGUAGGAAAACUCGACUGUUGUUGAAGUAAGAGAUCUAUUAUGACUGGCCCUGCAACACCUGGCCAAGAAGGCCCUACCUUCGCUCCUCCUGCUCUGCCUGCAGGUUGGAUUGCACAAUGGGACGCCCAUAGCAAGAAAUAUUACUUCGUCCAGCUGUCGACUGGCGAGUCGCAAUGGGAAACUCCUACGCAUGCCGCGCCCACAGGUCCAACUCCACAAGCUACACCGCAGGGAAUCGAUCACCCUUACGGAACGCCGGGAGGGGUUGAACAGAACCAGUAUGCCGAUCAAGAUAUUGUGAAUAAUGCGGAUGGGACCCAGAGUAUCAGAAGGGCGGAUGGCACGUUGGAGCCGUAUACUGCAGACAGAAGCUUGACUGGAAAUAUCGGGCAAUUUGCUAUGAAUCAAUUGCUGAGUGGAGGAAAGAAACAGAAUAAUCAGAGCAGUGGUUUGGCAGGUCUGGCUGGCCAGUUUUUAGGAGGAGGCUCAAGUCACAACCAGAGCAGUGGACAAUCAAGUUCUAGUGGAGGAUCAGGCCUUGCUGGUGCAUUGAUGGGAAGUCUGCUGGGUAGCGGCAAAAAGCAGGAUAACCAGCAGACAAAUUACUCCGGAGCACAGAAUACACAACACAGUUCGAGCGGUUUCAUGGGAAAUCUAGGAGGAAUGUUCGGUGGCCAUUCACAAAGUUCUUCUUCUCAGGGAAAUAACUUCGGAUAUUCUUCUCAUGGCGGCUCUCAAGGGGGAUAUUCUGGUUCUGCACCGCCAACAUCGUACCAACCUAGCGGUCAAAGCACCUAUAACCCACAGCAGCAACACAAUCAACCACAAGGACAAUCUUCAUACUCUCAAACACAACCUUCGGCACCAUCGUACGGCCAACAACAGUCGUAUGGUGCUUCAGCUCCACAGCAAUCCUACGGUUCAUCACCAAACCCUCAACAACAGCAUUAUGGGGCUUCUCAAAAUCCACCAGCCCAGCAAGGCUAUGGAGCAUCACCAAAUCCUCAAACUGGCUAUGGUGCUCCUCCUGGAGGACAACCUUCAUAUGCUUCUCCACCUUCUCAACCAUCUUACGGACCUCCUCCAACUUCUCAGCAGCCUUCGUAUGGUGCUCCCCAAGGCCCCCAACAGCCUCCGUACCAAGCUCAGCAGCAGCCACCAUUCGGAGGGAUUCAACACCAAGACACUUAUGGACGACCUCCGCAUGAUCCCCAAUACCCUCCUCCCCCUAACUAUGGAGGCCAGCCACCCCAAAACAGCGGGAACCUGCCCCCGCCACAACACCAGCACUUCCAAGGACUGCACAAUGCAGAGCAUUCUGGUGGUUUGUACGGCAAUAGUCCUUCAGCUCCACCAGUACCGCUGGGCAGUCAUCCAGGGCAAAAUCCUCAACAGGGAGGAUAUAAUGCACCACCAGGCGGCUACGGUGGACAACAACGAUGGUAAUCUGAAAUGACAAUGGCGUUGGCACUGGCGGCAUGAAAAUGACUGGACAUUUCAUUUGUAGGAUGGGAGUUUUCUUUCCAAUUAGAUGGAUGAUAUCCAGAAAGCGCAUCGAAUGCACGACAUGUAGUCAUAAUGCAAGUCUGAUCUUCAUGAACUUGCAAUGUCAAGAAUAUUAUGUCUUCUUUUUUUCUGGAUCUGAUCUUCCAUGUCCUAUACCUUUCACCAGCACGCUGAUGUACUUGGCAAGGUGCCAACCUCCGAUCGCAAGUAUAAUGAUGUAGACAGCAGUCGGAAGUAAUGACCGUGGAAAGACAUUGUAGAUGUAUGGAUCGAGUAUAAUGUCGACAAAGACUGGUGGUACAUCAUUCAUUAGAGUCUUAU
This is a messenger RNA of Mollisia scopiformis, 1924 nucleotides long. RefSeq lists its product as uncharacterized. Gene Ontology annotation, molecular function: protein binding. The coding region runs from base 137 to 1543 and encodes 468 amino acids. The transcript is spliced from 4 exons. NCBI's taxonomy places the organism in Eukaryota, Fungi, Ascomycota, Leotiomycetes, Helotiales, Mollisiaceae. The record is from RefSeq and is a predicted model, not a curated record.